AUGUCCACCUCCGGCCCCAUCACCGAGUUCCCGGCCCCUGGCCUUCGGGACCCCUUCCGUUACAUCACGGGCCACGAUGCCGAGGGCAACGCAGUCUUCGUCCAAACCGACAACGGCGACCACCGGGCAGUAAUGCUCGGCGGUGCCGCCGCGCAAAACAUUCUCUACAGCGCUGGCUCCAACCCCAUCGAGCUCACCGGCAACGUCGAUCUCGAGUUCGCCAAGAACAGGCCCUCGCUGCACAUUCCCAACGGAGUCUGCGUGCGAAUGAUUGACUUCGCGCCCGGCUGCAAAUCCAAUAUGCACCGGGCGCUCUGCAUGGGCAUCGGCACCGUAUGCGAAGGCGAGGUCGAGCUUACGCUCGGCAGCGGCGAGAAGCGCAUCCUGAGGCCCGGUGAUGUCUCGAUUAACCGCGGCGCGCUGCACCAGUGGCGCAAUACGUCGGAAGACAAGCCGGCGAGGAUGCUGUACACGCUGCUGGACAUCAACCCGCUGAUUGUCAAUGGCAAGCAGCUGGACUUUGAUAUGGGGUAUUUGAUGAAGGAGUAUGCCGAGUAUGAUGAGGGCGCCGGGGACAAGAAGGAUGAGUAA
Sordaria macrospora k-hell is the source of this 591-nucleotide messenger RNA. RefSeq lists its product as uncharacterized. The record is from RefSeq and is a predicted model, not a curated record. Lineage: Eukaryota; Fungi; Ascomycota; Sordariomycetes; Sordariales; Sordariaceae.